Melospiza georgiana is the source of this 393-nucleotide messenger RNA. RefSeq names its product ribosomal protein L37 (gene RPL37). Gene Ontology annotation, molecular function: RNA binding; structural constituent of ribosome. Gene Ontology annotation, cellular component: ribosome; cytosolic large ribosomal subunit. The transcript is spliced from 4 exons. NCBI's taxonomy places the organism in Eukaryota, Metazoa, Chordata, Aves, Passeriformes, Passerellidae. Bases 58 to 351 code for a protein of 97 amino acids. Gene Ontology annotation, biological process: translation. The record is from RefSeq and is a predicted model, not a curated record.
GGGCCGUGGCGGAAGCGGGGCGGGGCGCGGCCUCUUUGGUGCUGGCGGCCGGCGAAGAUGACGAAGGGUACCUCGUCGUUUGGUAAGCGACGAAAUAAGACACACACCCUGUGUCGUCGAUGUGGGUCCAAGGCGUACCAUCUGCAAAAAUCGACUUGUGGGAAAUGUGGUUACCCUGCUAAGCGUAAGAGAAAGUAUAACUGGAGUGCAAAGGCCAAAAGACGCAACACCACUGGUACUGGUCGCAUGAGGCACCUGAAAAAGGUCUACCGUCGGUUCAGGAAUGGAUUCCGUGAGGGAACCACACCGAAGCCCAAGAGAGCAGCUGUUGCAGCCUCCAGUUCAUCUUAAAGACUCAUCUAUUUGUUAAAAUAAAUGGUCUUAACCAGAAAA